Messenger RNA from Meloidogyne enterolobii, 1382 nucleotides. The record is from the annotation of a GenBank genome assembly. Lineage: Eukaryota; Metazoa; Nematoda; Chromadorea; Rhabditida; Meloidogynidae.
UUUUAAAUUUCUAAUAAUGUUUCUAAUAAGGAUUGAACAGUUAACUACAAUAUUUAUUUGUGCUAUUGUUUUAUUAUUUAAUAUAAUAACAGUUAAAUCAAAUGAUGUUGCUUAUCAACAACCAUCAACAUAUCUUAGUCCGGCUAAGGAAAGCUAUUAUGAAGGCCCAAACGAACAUGAAGCUAAUUUGUUAAAAUGUUUAAAGGAAUUGGGGGAAAUAAAAAAGAAAAGCGGUGAAGAUUAUAAAUAUUCUUCAACAAAAAAACCAAAUUAUAAGAGAAAAGAAUAUAUCAGUGAAGAAAUUGAUUCCUAUGAACGUGAUUUUCCGGCGAAUUAUGAACCAGCUUUUCCAUAUGAGAAACUUAAAAUUUCUGACGUUAUUUAUCCACUAAAACACAAAAAGAAGAAUUAUUACCCUGAGAGGAAAAACGAUUAUACAACAAAAACUUCAUAUCCCAAACCUGAAACAACUUAUAAAGAAGAAAAGCCAGAAAAUAAUUAUGAAAAUAAUAAUGGAUAUGAAGAAAAUGAGAAUAAUUACAACAAUAAAUAUCCUCAUGAAAACUCUCAAGAGAAUUACAAUAGCCGAAAAGAUGAAGAAAAACAUUCAUAUGAACAUUACAAUAAUGAACACAAAUCCGAAGAAAAUAAUUAUAAAGAAGAGGAUUAUCAACAUAAAGAGGAACAUUUAGAGGAUCCGUUCGAUAAUCAUUACGAGCAACAACCAAUUAUUCCUGCCCAACCUCCCCCUGAUCAACAAAUUGUACAAUUACCACCCAAUUUAGCACCUCUUUUGCCUUCUAAUUUAUUUCAAGGAGGAAUGGAAGAACCAAUUUUAAUACCUGCCCAACCUCAGUCACCAGAACCACAAGAAAAACAGCCAGAGCCUUUACCACCUAAUCAAGCACCUCCAAAAGAGGCACCUAAACCAGAUACAGCAAUACAACCAAAAAUUCCCACUAAAAUUAAUAGUAGAUUAAAUACCCAACCAUUUAUUGGCACAACAGACUGCCGACUUAAGCCUGUUGAGAAUUGUAGUUCACGUGCUACAUGUGAAAAAACUGGAAAGUCAAUAGAUUGUUCUAUUCCUCCACACAAACAAUCUAUGAUUUUUGAUGCAGCUUCACAAAAUUGUCGACAUAUAGAUUCUAUACCUGAAUGUACUAGAGGUAGAUAGAGGGAUAAAAUAAAUAAAAAUAUUUUUUAAGAAAUAUUUUGUAUUAACAAAUCUCCAAAUUGGUAUUUGAUUGGAGGAAAUUGUACUCGAAUUUCUUAUUCUUGUGGGCUGGACAAGAAUAUGAAUAGAAAACUUUGUGAUAAUAUAAAUGAAUUAAUUAAUCCAGCAAAAUUAAAUGAAUGUAUUGACAAAAGAGAAAUUCCCG